This is a messenger RNA of Paralichthys olivaceus (Japanese flounder), 2948 nucleotides long. It is a transcript of the gene slc15a2, whose product is annotated as solute carrier family 15 member 2. The record is from RefSeq and is a predicted model, not a curated record. Gene Ontology annotation, molecular function: dipeptide transmembrane transporter activity. NCBI's taxonomy places the organism in Eukaryota, Metazoa, Chordata, Actinopteri, Pleuronectiformes, Paralichthyidae. Gene Ontology annotation, cellular component: plasma membrane. Gene Ontology annotation, biological process: dipeptide import across plasma membrane.
UUGACGCACGCGUGGAUGAAGUUGCUUCCCCCCUCAACACUCCGGUGUGUGGAGGCUGUUCCCGCAGACUCAAGUGCAGUUUGUGGUGGAAUAUUAACUUUAAAGUUCUCGUUAAGAGGAUAAAGGAUCGAGGGUUUCACUCUGGUGUCUCCAGAGAGCGGAGCUGAGCGGAGUGGGACGGACUUGUGGUGUAAUCCAGCAGCAGUGAAGAGCCACAGUCUCAUCAGCACAGAAAGAACCAUGGCCAAGAAACUAUGUGGGACCAACUACCCGACCAGCAUCUGCUUCAUAGUGGUGAAUGAGUUCUGUGAACGCUUCUCCUACUAUGGCAUGAAAGCCGUGCUGACGCUCUACUUCCUCACCUACCUCCACUGGGACAAAGACCUCUCCACCGCAGUCUACCACGCCUUCAGCAGCCUCUGCUACUUCACCCCCAUCCUGGGAGCGCUCAUCGCCGACUCCUGGCUCGGAAAAUUCAAGACCAUCAUCUACCUCUCCGUCGUCUAUGUGAUCGGUCAUGUGGUCAAGUCGGUCGGAGCCAUUCCCACUGUGGGAAACAGCAACGUGCACAUUGCUCUGUCCAUGGUCGGUCUGAUACUCAUCGCCUUCGGCACCGGGGGAAUCAAACCCUGCGUGGCAGCAUUUGGAGGCGACCAGUUUGACGAGGAGCACGUCAGCGAGAGACAGAAAUUCUUCUCCAUCUUCUACAUGUCGAUCAACGCUGGAAGCCUCCUGUCGACUGUGAUCACACCCAUACUGAGAGGGGAUGUGCAGUGUUUCGGUGGCGACUGCUACGCUCUGGCCUUCGGGGUUCCUGCAGCUCUGAUGGUCGUGGCUUUAGUUGUUUUCAUUGCUGGCAGCGGGCUGUACAAGAGGAAUCCUCCCCAGGGAAACAUCCUGUUGGAAGUCUGCAAUUGCAUUGGAUUUGCCAUCAAGAGCCGCUGGAGGAGCUCAAAGUACGAACCCAAGAGGAAUCACUGGCUGGACUGGGCUGAGGAGAAGUACUCGAAGCGUCUGAUCCAGGAGAUUAAGAUGGUGCUGCGGGUGUUGGUGCUUUACAUCCCGCUGCCCAUGUUCUGGGCUCUGUUCGAUCAGCAGGGUUCCCGCUGGACGCUUCAAGCCACGAGGAUGAACAUGGCUGUUGGAGGUUCCUUCGUUAUCAAGCCGGACCAAAUGCAGAUGAUGAACGCUCUGCUGAUUCUUCUCUUUGUGCCCAUCUUUGACCUCAUCAUCUAUCCGCUCAUCCGCCUCUGCAGAAUCCACCUCACGCCUCUAAAGAAAAUGGCUGCAGGGAUGGUUUUUGCAGCGCUGGCCUUCGGAGCGGCCACACUGGUGGAGGUGAACGUUGUGAAAACCGUGGUGGAUCCUGCACCUUCAGGGAAAUGUCUGGUGCAGGCCUUAAACCUGGCAGGAGGUGAUGUCGUGGUGGAUUUUCCUGGCAGCGACCUGUUUAAAGAGCCGAUCCCAUACCUGCAGGACCCUCCUCAAUAUGAAACACUUCCACUGGGGUCGUCCAGCAAAGAACUGGCGGUUCAAGUCACUUUGAAUGGAGAAACCUCGGUGUGUAACCAGACGUUUGAACAGCAGAAGACCUACACUCUCAUCAUCUACUCCCAAACUGCAGGAAUCCAGUGCAAACUUGUGAAUGACUCCAUUAAGAAAAAUGAAGAUGGGAAUCCCUUUCUGAGGUUUCUCAACACGCAGCCAGAAGCGAUGAACCUAACUGUUGGAGACGUGACUUUCCACGUGGCGCCCGGUUACAGCAUCACUCCGAACGAGACUGUGGAGCGGGGAGAAUACCCAUAUGUCAGCUGCAGCCUCCAGUCAGAGAGGUGCUCUGAGUUUGACCUGGGCCUCCUGGACUUCGGAGCUUCCUACACCGUCAUUCUCACUGAGGAAUCAGGUAAAAUCGUGGCCCACAGGGUGGAGGACGUGAGAGCCAACAACGUGAACAUUGCCUGGCAGAUCCCCCAGUAUGUGCUCAUAACAGCUGGAGAGGUCAUGUUCUCCAUUACUGGCCUGGAGUUCUCCUACUCACAGGCUCCUGCCAACAUGAAGUCAGUCCUCCAGGCCGGCUGGCUGCUCACCGUGGCGUUUGGGAACGUGAUAGUGCUGAUUGUGGCCGAGGGUGCGGGACUGGAACAGUGGAAGGAGUUCCUGCUGUUUGCCGGCCUGCUGUUGGGCGUCUGCAUCAUCUUCUCCAUCAUGUCCCACUUCUACACCUACGUUGACCCUGAUCAGGUGGAGAAGUUGUACCUGGACGAUUCAGGGAAGGAGGGAGACGACGACGAUGACAAGAUGAAGCAAAAAUCAAAUGACAUACACCUGAACAAGACGGGGAAGACCACCAAAUUAUAAUCGUGCCACAUAACAAAGGUGAAGUAUUUCAGAUUUAGACAAGCAGCCGUCGUGAGGUUGUAAGUUUCUUUCAGUUUCAAAUUUUCUUUCUUUUAUAUUCAUGUACUAUUGUUAAAAUGAUGCACUAAGAACUUUUCUUGUGUUUUAAAAGUUAAAUAUUUGUCAUUUAAUAUAUUUUGUGAAAACAUUAACACUCCACCAGUGUUUAAAAGAGGCAGUGUGUGGUUUCUCACACCAUGAUCAAUCGUGUUUUACAGAUCAGUGUCAGAUGUUAUAUGCUGUAUAUAUUCGUUGCAAACUAACACUAAUGUCUAAAUGUUGUAAUUUCUGUGUCGUAAAAUAAUGAUCACAACUUUUUACUGUGUUUGACAGAACACGUUGGAGAAAUGGUGAAGUUUACAUUGUGAACCUACAACAGCGAUAAUAAAGAACCAUAGUAACUAGUGGUUUUGCAUGGUACAAGCCAAUAAUGACAAAUUCAGCGUAUGGAACAUCACUGCAGAAGUUAAACACAGAAUCUAUUGAAAAACUACGUUUCACAAGAAAUCUUAGUUGAUCCCUCUGAGUUGACAUGAAACCAGGUAUUACCU